This is a messenger RNA of Archocentrus centrarchus (flier cichlid), 3541 nucleotides long. RefSeq names its product peroxisomal biogenesis factor 5-like a (gene pex5la). The record is from RefSeq and is a predicted model, not a curated record. Gene Ontology annotation, cellular component: cytosol; peroxisomal membrane. Gene Ontology annotation, biological process: protein import into peroxisome matrix, docking. Bases 159 to 2033 code for a protein of 624 amino acids. Lineage: Eukaryota; Metazoa; Chordata; Actinopteri; Cichliformes; Cichlidae. Gene Ontology annotation, molecular function: protein binding. The transcript is spliced from 15 exons.
GAGGAGAGGACAGCUCCGCUCUGUCUGCUCCUCCGGACCUCCUGUCCAAAAACUCUUCUGCGGCUUUUAAAUUCAACACUUACAGCUUGACACUGUGCCCUUACAAGUCGUGAAGAAGUAUAAAGAUCCACUGACGGAGAGACCCUCGACUUGACUGUAUGCUCAAUAUGUACCAGGGGCAUUUACAGGGGAAAGACUCUAGGGCUGCAGAUAAGACUGUUGCCAUGGUCCUGAAGGAGAUACCAAGUAAGGCGUCAUCAGAAGGGAAGCCCCUCCUCACAGUGACUACCAAGCUGGUGAGUGAGCAACAAGAGAGCCGCCCGCUUCUAAGCCCUUCUAUCGACGAUUUCCUAUGCGAGACCAAGUGUGAUGGGGUUUCCCGCCCAGUUACUUCCAACACAGCCGUUCUAUCUUCAACUCUGGACCUGCUAGAUCUCAGUGAACCUGGAGAGAGGAGAAACAGCAAGGAUAGAAGGAGUCCCCUGUCAUUCCAGGGUGACAGCCAGAAGAACAACCCACACAGGAAAAAGACAGAUGAGACGGAGCUGAUCCAGGUGGAAGUUGAACAGACAGGACCAAGCAUGCGAACCCCAGAGAGGGCAUCACUAGACUCAGUUACGAUUGGUUCAUUGGAUAAAUGGGAAGAACUGAAUCCCAACCCUGAAAGAAAUGGCAACAGAAAGUGGAAACUGGAGAGACGGCGCUCUUCUAAAAAUUCAUCUAAUGAGUUUCUGUGGUCCAUAGAUUGUAAAACCCAGAUAGACUCUUCAAAUAAGAAUACCUUGGAACCAAAUACCAAAAUCGAGCCAGAGUCUGCACUAGCAUCACAACUCAACAGGCAGUAUAUUAGUGGAAGACAUGCUCGCUUAACGAAGGAGCACCGGUGGGGGAGCGCGCUCCUGUCCAGACAUCAGUCCCUGGAGGAGGAGUUUGAGCGGGCCAAAGCUGCUGUUGAGUCAGAUACCGAGUUCUGGGAUAAGAUGCAGGCAGAGUGGGAAGAGCUGGCUCGGCGAAACUGGCUGACAGAAAACGAGCAGACGCAGAUUCCCUCCACUGUGUCUCCAUACGAGAAGGGUUACUACUUCCACACAGAUAAUCCUUAUAAGGACUUGCCUAAUGCAUUUGAAGAGGGACUAAAGAAAUCUCGAGAGGGAGACUUGCCAAAUGCUGUGCUUUUGCUGGAAGCAGCUGUCCUGCAGGACCCUCAUGAUUCAGAGGCCUGGCAAGUAUUGGGGACCACCCAGGCUGAAAAUGAGAAUGAGCAGGCAGCGAUUGUCUCCCUCCAGAGGUGUUUGGAGCUCCACCCAAACAACCUUGCAGCCCUCUUGGCUCUGGCAGUGAGCCUGACCAACACUGGUAUGCGCCAUGAUGCCUGUGAGGCCCUGCUCCGCUGGCUGAGACACAAUCCCAAAUACAAGCAUCUCGUCAAAGGCAAGGCUCAUCUAAUGGGAUCCCCAAACUCCCAACGCAGGAUGUCUCAUGCUCCCAACUUGGGCAGAUAUGAAAGCUCCCUGCUACCAGAAGUCAAGGAGCUCUUCCUGGAAGCAGUUCAACAAAACUCUGACAGCAUUGACCCGGAUUUGCAGACAGGCCUCGGGGUGCUUUACAACCUCAGCGGAGAGUUUAACAAAGCUGUGGAGGCCUUCAACACAGCCUUGUCAGUGCGGCCCGAGGACUACUUGCUGUGGAACCGCCUCGGGGCCACACUGGCAAAUGGAGAUCGAAGUGAGGAGGCGGUGGAGGCUUACACGAGAGCCCUGGAGCUGCAGCCAGGGUUUAUCCGGUCCCGCUACAACCUGGGCAUCAGCUGUAUUAACCUGGGGGCACACAGAGAGGCGGCCAGUAACUUCUUGACUGCCUUAAGUCUUCAGAGGAAAAGCCGGAGUCGUCAGCAGUCCCACCAGGUGAUGUCUGGAAAUAUCUGGGCGGCUUUGAGGAUAGCUUUAUCCAUGAUGGACCAGCCUGAACUCUUCCAGGCUGCAAAUAUUGGUGACUUGGAUCUGCUCAUGCGGGCCUUCAACUUAGACAUAUGAGGACUGGGAGACAGUGAUGCUAACAUCUCCCCCUUCACUCAGUCGCUGAUUUCUACCCAACAGCCAAAAGCCCAAAGUGCACACAUCAGAAAAGACUGAUGGAUGUUAGAGACAACAGUGUGUUUUUAUGCACGUCCAAAUUAACUACAGUCGUCAAAGCUAUUAUAUUUUUCGCCCAAGUACCUCGGAGCAGUUCUGGGGACAGGUUCUUUCAAGGGUUUGAAGGGACUGCUUUGUGUUGGAUUUGCACUGUAAUUUGUGAUUUCCCUGAAGAGCACAAGGACGGGCAAAGAUUGUACGAGCAAUGCCUUAGAGAACACAUCAAUUAAAAACUGACUCAUCCAGUGGAACAGAGCUGAGCCAGGAGAGACAGACAGGCAAGCAGACAGACGGUUUUUAAGAGUCUCAUAGAGGAGCCCUCACAGGCCAUUUUCAAAGAAAAGCCGGGGUUUGGAGAAAAAAAACUAAAUUUCUGACUCAAGAUUGUUUCUUUCUCCUGAAGGAUGGAUUUAGUGAGUAAAUGACAAAGACUGCACCAUAUAACCUGCAGCUCCAGAUUCUGUUCCUGGCUUCUUUUCAUCCUCUUUCAAUGGAAAAUAAUGAUACUGCAUGAAUAAGCAUUUUCAUAAAUGGAUUCUUGUUUAAAAUUAACAUACUUUUAGAAGUUUUCCCUUUGCACUUCAGACAAACAGAUAACUUCCUCAAUCCAAGUGGAAUGUGCAAGCCAAGUUUGUAAAGCCUUACUCAAAAGCAUGCGACCAAUAAUAUUUAUUUAUACUAUUUUUAUGAAAACACACGCACACACAAACAAACACUAAGCCAUUUUUCAGACUAGUUUCAUUUUCUUUAAAUAACUGUUGUCUUCUGAACUUGAAAGCUUUCUGAGCCACUAAUUUUUGUUUUGCUAGGUUUUUUUCUCUCUCUCUCUCUCUCAUUUUUUUUUUUGGCUCCCAGCUCCUCUUUGUUCCCUUUAAGCUGACUGGAGAAAAAAAAAAGCUGGGCAACAGCAAUCUAUAAAACCUUCAUUAGUCUUUUCAGACUUUAGCAUAUGAAAAAAAUGUAUUCUUAACAAGUCUAAAAAUAUCUCUUUUAUCUUCUUCUGCUAUUUGCGGGCUGACUUUAGAGGUCCUAACAACCACCGUACACAUUAUGAAGUAAUUUUGAUUUUCACUGACUAUUUGUUUUCUGUGUGUAUUUCUUAAUGCAGUCACUGCUAUCUUCGCUGCUCCUCCACAGGCAGCAAGGCUCGUGCAUUUAAUUAAAUCAGUUUGCCUCAGUCGUAAGGCAUGAUUUUAAUAUUUAUGUAAGCUUGGGCAGAAUGCAGCACAUAUAUGAUGUACGCUGUCUGUUUCACCACCUACAUACUUCAAAUCACAUCAGGUUCAUUUGAAACACGAGAUCGUUAUGCAUCUACAGAAAAUAUGAUUGUAUAAAAUGCAGUGAUUCCCCUGCACCAGAAAGAAAGCUUUUCCUUAGACAUACUUUUUAGCUGACAGCUUCACUUGCAU